Molecule: messenger RNA, 654 nt
Organism: Boeremia exigua
Lineage: Eukaryota; Fungi; Ascomycota; Dothideomycetes; Pleosporales; Didymellaceae
Exons: 1
Coding region: 1-654 (217 amino acids)
Source: RefSeq, a predicted model, not a curated record
AUGUCAACCACAACAAUGAGCUCGCGAGUCCCCAUACACCGCCUGCUGCGCGCCCGCACCACGCGCCCGUUCUCCCUCGCCCCCGCGCUCCCGCACACCCGCUGCAUCUCGACCCCCACCGUCCUGCGCCCCAGCUUCUGGGCCUCGAUGAUCCCCAAGCCCCUCCGAAAAACCACCCCAGACCCCUCCUCCACCACACCCUCCACCGCCCCCUCCCGCGCCUGGAACCCCGCAACCCCCUACAUAAUCCUCAGCCUCCUCGUCGGCUCCCAGGCGAUCCAGAUCCUGUGGCUGAAGCAGGAGCGCGCGCACAGCGCCCGGCGCGCGGAAGCACAGAUCGGGUUGUUGAGGGAGGUGAUUGAGCGCGUGCAGGGGGGUGAGGAUGUGGAUGUUGAGGGGGUGUUGGGGGUGGGUGAUGCGGGGCGGGAGGCGGCGUGGAGGGAGGUUGUGGAUGGGGUUGCGGGGGAGGAGAGGUUGUUUGUGGGGAAGAAGGGGAGGAGGAGGGAGAGGGAGAUGGAGAGGGCGAGGGAGGGGGGUGUGGAUGGUAUGGGGGAUGUAGCGAAAGAAGAGGUGAAUCAAGAUGGUGGUCACGAUGCAGCGAAAGAGGAGGGCAUUGCUAAGGUAGAGAGCAUUGGGGGUGUCAAGUUCUAUUAA